Messenger RNA from Nyctereutes procyonoides (raccoon dog), 1754 nucleotides. It is a transcript of the gene EID1, whose product is annotated as EP300 interacting inhibitor of differentiation 1. The transcript has a single exon. Lineage: Eukaryota; Metazoa; Chordata; Mammalia; Carnivora; Canidae. The record is from RefSeq and is a predicted model, not a curated record. Gene Ontology annotation, cellular component: nucleoplasm. Gene Ontology annotation, molecular function: transcription corepressor activity. Gene Ontology annotation, biological process: negative regulation of DNA-templated transcription. Bases 84 to 659 code for a protein of 191 amino acids.
CGGCGUUGGCGCACGCGCAGGACCGCCCGGCCGCGUAGCUCCGUCUGCAGGGACGCCUGGCUGGAGGUUGCGCCGCGAGUACGAUGUCGGAGAUGAACGAGCUGUCCGAGCUGUAUGAAGAGAGCAAUGACCUGCAGAUGGAUGUGAUGCCCGGCGAGGGUGACCUUCCGCAGAUGGAGGUAGGCGGCGGGAGCCGGGAGCCCUCCCCGAACCCCUCCCGCCACGGGGCCCAGCCGCAGCUGGAGGAGGAAGGCCCAAUGGAGGAGGAGGCGGCCCAGCCAAUGGCGGAGCCGCAGGGGGAACGAGGCCUUGCUCCCCGGCCCAGCCCGGGGGAGCAGCCGGGCCAGCUCGCCGGCCCUGACUUCGAGAGCGAGGACGAGGGUGAGGAGUUUGAUGACUGGGAGGACGACUACGAUUAUCCGGAAGAGGAGCAACUGAGCGGUGCCGGCUACAGAGUAUCCGCGGCCCUGGAGGAAGCCAACAAGAUGUUUCUGAGAACGUCCAGAGCCAGAGAAGCAGCCCUGGAUGGCGGGUUUCAAAUGCAUUACGAGAAGACCCCGUUUGAUCAGUUGGCGUUUAUCGAAGAGCUUUUUUCACUUAUGGUUGUCAAUCGCCUGACCGAAGAACUCGGCUGUGAUGAGAUUAUUGACAGAGAGUGAUUACAUGCUGUUAAAAGAGGAGGAAGCUACUUGAGGAGAGACCCGACAUUCCACGGUCUUUUGGGCUCAUUCCAGAUAGAUAGUAACGGUGCCAAGGAAAAAAGUCGAUCUUCAAAGAAAAUUUUUGUUGUUGUUGUUGUGCAGAGUAGAAUAGGGGCAGUGACUGCGCUCUUAUGAAAGCAUUGUUGGAGAAGAAGAAGAAACAUAUCAGGACUGUGGAAAUCUGUUUUCAAGAAUGUUCCUGAAACACCUGCCGCUUAGACUUUGUUACUGAUCCCGAUUAUUUUCCUUGCAUUGGGGAAAAUGCCUUUCAUAUUUCACUAUAAGGAAUGGUUUUGCAAGAAUAAGUUAUGACCAAGACAAACUGCCAGUACAAGACCCCCACUGAUACCAAUUACGUGAGAAAAAGUAGUAACAUCCAAUUUAGGACACAAGAUGUCUGAAUCGUUUGGACUGAAAGCCCACUGAGGGAACUCUGGAGGUUCCACUUUGUGGUCUGUCCAAGCCAGUGUUCAAAGGCUAAAUUUUUAGUGUAAAAAAAAAAAAUUGGGUAUUCUUCACUAUCCCAAAAAGAUAAACCCAAGAAGAAAUAUGUGUCAUGUGUGAUCUAUCUCAAAAUGUGUUUUCAAGAGCAUCUGAAAUUUUGUUUGUACAUGUAUCUUGAUCAUUUAUAAAGCUACUAUGAUCUAUAAUUCAAGAAAAUUUGUCUUGCCAUUUUUAAAACUCAAAAAUUAAGACGUCCAUAAUUUCAAAGUUAGACAUUAAAAUGUAUGUGAAAGAACAGACUAUUUCUGAUACUCUUACAUACUAGAGAAGUUGUUUUACUUGCUCUCUGUUUUUCAUUUAACUUACAGGUGAAGGACUUUGGUUGAACUUCAUAAUAUAAGAACUGUUAAAGUGAAAAUGUCAAGUAAAAGGAAAGCCCUACAUCCAAAAAGAAAGACUGAACAAUUAUGCCCUCAACCCUUAAAGGUUUUAAAACCUGCCCAGAAAUCCACCUCAGUAUCUGAAGUUUCCCUCUGUCUCCUCCUCUAAUUACGCUUGUCAUUGGUUAUGCACCAGCAUUCGAGAUAAUAAAACUUCUUGUUCUGUGUA